CAAGAGAGGGAUAAUAAAUAAAUAUAUGGUAGUUACGCCACUGGCAUCGAGGCCACUUGUCGUUCGUUUGGCAACAGUAUAGCAAUUGGCAACACUGCAAUCUAAAAGUCUAACCUCAAUUUUGUUAAAUGUACACAAAAAUGAGUUCGUCAGCUUGCAGCGAAAUUAUAGACGACAUUGAAGAUUUAAUAUCUUCGCAAGACAUAACGCCAAAAGAAAGGUAUAGCAGCCGAAAAUCAGUUAAAGUGAAAGCUAAAAAGAAACAGGAUGAUGUGGUGCUUGACCCUGUGAUCGGCGAUGUUCCAGGCACGCAAACCAUCUACGUCAAAACAUGGGGUUGCGCUCACAACAGCUCAGAUUCCGAGUACAUGGCCGGCCAACUGGCCGCCUACGGUUACAAGCUUACGCAAGAUAAAAGCAAAGCCGAUCUUUGGUUGUUGAAUAGCUGUACUGUGAAGAAUCCGGCCGAAGAUCACUUUAGAAAUGAAAUUGGUUCGGCUCGUAAGGAAGGAAAACACAUUGUUUUAGCCGGAUGCGUUCCACAAGGUGCGCCAAAGGCUUCCUACAUGAACGGUUUGAGCAUGAUAGGCGUGCAACAAAUAGACCGUGUUGUUGAGGUCGUCGAAGAAACACUCAAAGGCAAUACAGUAAAGCUGAUGGGCAUGAAGAAGGAAAAUGGAAAAAAGAUAGGGGGAGCCUCGCUUCUCCUGCCGAAAAUCCGCAGAAAUCCCCUAAUCGAAAUCAUUGCAAUUAAUACGGGUUGCUUAAAUCAGUGCACUUAUUGCAAAACUAAACACGCCAGAGGAGACCUGGGAAGCUAUCCGCCCGAGGAGAUUGUUGCGAGAGCUAGGCAGGCGUUCGAAGAGGGUGUCGUCGAAAUUUGGCUUACGUCCGAAGAUACGGGCACCUACGGUAGAGAUAUCGGAACGUCGUUACCGGAGUUGUUGUGGCAGUUAGUCGAAAUUAUACCGGAAGGUUGCCGUUUACGGCUCGGCAUGACUAAUCCGCCCUAUAUACUCGAACAUUUAGGGGAGAUGGCGAAAAUUCUCGCGCAUCCACGCGUUUACAGUUUCUUGCACGUUCCUGUGCAGUCUGGUAGCGAUCAGGUGCUUGCGGACAUGAAACGCGAGUACUGCCGAGCUGACUUUGAACAUGUUGUAACGUUUUUAAAGGAGAGGAUACCUGGUAUGACGAUAGCCACAGAUAUAAUAUGCGGAUUUCCAACAGAAACAGAGCAGGAUUUCGAAGACACCCUGUCCCUCUGUGCGCAGCACAAAUUCCCCAGCUUGUUCAUAAACCAAUUUUAUCCACGGUCCGGAACCCCAGCAGCUUUAAUGCCGCGUAUUCCCGCUCAAGAUGUGAAAGUAAGAACGAAAAAAUUGACCGAUCUAUUUUACACUUACGAGCCGUACCAACACAAAGAAAAUGAAGUGCACGAGGUGUUGGUAACCGAGGUGUCGCACGAUAAGCAACAUUACGUCGGGCACAAUAAGUAUUACGAGCAAGUUUUGGUACCGUUAAAUGAGAAAUACAUGGGGAAGCUGGUGAAAGUGAAAAUUGUGAAGGCGACCAAGUUUUCUAUGAUUGGUGAACCUUUAGAUCAGAUUGUGAUGCCGGGUUUGAGUAAGCCGCUACAAAGUGGAGAAAUAUCGGGCAUACAACGUCCUGUAUGCAUUGACAACACAAAACUAUAUGCAAGUAUUUGCAUACUGUUAGUGUCAUUAUUGUUGCGAAUUUUGUGGAUGCUGUUUUAGUAGCGUUUGUAUUUGUAAAUAUAAAUGCCUCUGUGUGUUUUUCUUGGUAUUUGUUUAUAUGCCGCCUGCAAGAUGAGAAAAUACAAAAUGCAUUGAGGGAAAAUAUUGAAAAUGUAAAAUGAUUUUUGUAUAUAUAUUUAAAAUGCAAUACGAAAAAUAGGUACUUUAAAUAAAGUCUCGAAUACAAA
Photinus pyralis (common eastern firefly) is the source of this 1942-nucleotide messenger RNA. RefSeq names its product threonylcarbamoyladenosine tRNA methylthiotransferase. Gene Ontology annotation, cellular component: endoplasmic reticulum. NCBI's taxonomy places the organism in Eukaryota, Metazoa, Arthropoda, Insecta, Coleoptera, Lampyridae. The transcript is spliced from 4 exons. The coding region runs from base 129 to 1754 and encodes 541 amino acids. Gene Ontology annotation, molecular function: tRNA (N(6)-L-threonylcarbamoyladenosine(37)-C(2))-methylthiotransferase activity; 4 iron, 4 sulfur cluster binding. The record is from RefSeq and is a predicted model, not a curated record. Gene Ontology annotation, biological process: tRNA methylthiolation.